AUGAACCAUUCGCACAUGUUCUACGACGGCAAAGUGUUAGGCAUGACCGACGACGGCCUGAUGGCGUACUCCUCCAUCGUUUUUGGUCUAUAUGCGGCCUACCAGUGGCGCCGGGAAGCGCAAAUCGCAAGUUUGAUCGCAUACGCGGCCGUGAUCUCGUACGCCGAACACAUUUUGAGGUACGAGCUGCUGACCUGGCUCGACCGCGCCGCCGCCGUGUCCCUCGCAAUAGUCCUCGUCCGCAGAAUAGGCUUCAUCCCGCGCCGGUGCCACCUCGCCGUAGCACUACUCCUCUGGGCGACGUGCGACAUCCUCUACGGCAAUUUGACACGCCCGCUCUACGUGAGCCUCCACUCGCUCUGGCACGUAUGUAUAUGGACCUACGUCGCCGACCUCCCCCAAGACUAG
Messenger RNA from Pelagomonas calceolata, 408 nucleotides. Lineage: Eukaryota; Pelagophyceae; Pelagomonadales; Pelagomonadaceae. The record is from the annotation of a GenBank genome assembly.